Messenger RNA from Echinostoma caproni, 204 nucleotides. NCBI's taxonomy places the organism in Eukaryota, Metazoa, Platyhelminthes, Trematoda, Plagiorchiida, Echinostomatidae. The record is from the annotation of a GenBank genome assembly.
AUGGUCACAGCUAAUAGGAAAGACGGGCCGGACGAUGUUUUGCCUACUCAUUUGGAGACUGGUAAGGAAUUGUGGGCUACGGUGGCUCAAAGGGCCAGUGUUGACGUCAUUCCCUCUGCAGCGCCUCAGCGACUGAAGGCCAAGAGUAUGCCAGCGACAAAAAACGAAGAGGGCCCUCGGACAGUUUGCCCGAAUGCACACUAG